Molecule: messenger RNA, 891 nt
Organism: Malassezia japonica
Lineage: Eukaryota; Fungi; Basidiomycota; Malasseziomycetes; Malasseziales; Malasseziaceae
Gene: MRT4
Product: mRNA turnover and ribosome assembly protein
Exons: 1
Coding region: 1-891 (296 amino acids)
Biological process (GO): ribosomal large subunit biogenesis; nuclear-transcribed mRNA catabolic process; rRNA processing
Cellular component (GO): nucleolus; preribosome, large subunit precursor
Molecular function (GO): RNA binding
Source: RefSeq, a predicted model, not a curated record
AUGGCCAGGACCAAGCGCGCCAAGGUCAUUUCGCUCACGCGCACCAAGUCAAAGACGCGGGAGCACAAAGAAAACUUUGUGGACACCGUGCGUGAGGCCGUGCAGCAGUACAACUAUGUGUAUAUUUUUGCUGUGGGCAACAUGCGCAACGCCUACCUCGACGAGGUGCGCAAGCUCUGGGCGGGCUCCAAGAUUUUCUUCGGCAAGCUCCGUGUGAUUGCCAAGGCACUCGGUGAGACGCCGGAGGAGGAGAUCCGCCCGGGUCUCGGCAAGAUUACUUCGCACCUGCGCGGUAACGUCGGCGUACUGCUCACCGACUCGCCCCCGGCCGAAGUGCUGGACUGGUGCGGUGACUAUCGCCGCCUGGACUUUGCGCGCAUGGGCAGCAAGGCCACCGAGACCAUCGAACUCCCCGAGGGUCCGGUGCUCACGCGCACCGAGCCCCCAGAGACGUUGCCGCAUAACAUCGAGCCCCACCUCCGUACGCUUGGCAUGCCUACUGCCUUGAAACAGGGUGUGCCGACGCUCCUGCAGAACUUUCCGGUGUGCAAGGAGGGCGAGAAGCUCACUGCGGACAAGGCCCAGAUCCUCAAGCACCUCGUUGUUCGCAUGGCCCACUUCCGCCUCGUUCCGAUUGCGUACUGGUCGGCGGUCGGUGCGCCGGGCGACGAGCAGGAAGGCGCCGUUGUGACGCUUCCGCUCAGCGACGAAGACCGCGAAGUGGUGGAAGAGUCGCGCGCCUCGCUCGGCCAGAAGAAGAGCGCCAUCCGGCCAGCUGCCACGGCGGAUGACGACGAGGACGACGAGGAGAUGGACGACGAGCCGAACGAAAUCGACACGAUCGAGAACCGCGACAAUGCUAUGAUGCUGCCAGAAGACGUCCAGCUGUAG